This is a messenger RNA of Acanthoscelides obtectus, 1578 nucleotides long. The record is from the annotation of a GenBank genome assembly. NCBI's taxonomy places the organism in Eukaryota, Metazoa, Arthropoda, Insecta, Coleoptera, Chrysomelidae.
AUGGAACUCAACCGAGAACAUUUUCACGCCAUAAUUUCUUACAACUUUCAGAGACAAUUAUCGCAACAAGAAUGCCUUGCUGAGUUACUGUCUGUUUUCGGCAACGAAGCGCCACAUCAGUCGACAAUUUCCCGUUGGUAUGGAGAAUUCAAACGUGGACGGGUGAGUCUUAGCGACGAUCCCAGGGUGGGUGCACCAAAAACGGCAGUCACCCAGGGAAACGUCGAUGCUGUGCGCAAACUCAGCAUUGAAGAUAGACAUGUGACAUAUCGCGAGAUUGAGGCGUCCUUGAAGAUCUCAAAGACAUCCGUUCAAAAAAUUUUACAGGAAGAAUUAGGAGUAAGAAAAUUAGUUUCUCGUUGGAUACCCCACCUGUUGACUGAAGAGCAGAAAGCAGCCAGGGUUAAUUGGUGUCAAAAAACGCUUGACCGUUUCAAUUCCGGAAACUCAAAAAAUGUGUACAGCAUUUUAAGUGGUGAAGAAAAGCCGACAAAAGUCAUCCGUUCUCGAACGGGUCAUAUUGCAACAAUUCCUCUUAAUGAGCAAAGAACUCUUCGAAAAAUCAACCCCGAAAGAAGAAUCAUCCUCCUCCAAGACAAUGCAAGCUCGCACACAGCCCAAAAAACAAGGUGGCAUUUAACGGAAGAAAACGUGGAAUUAUUGGACCAUCCUUCAUAUAGUCCCGAUCUAAGUCCUAACGAUUUCUUUACUUUCCCGAAAAUUAAAAAUAGACUACGUGGUCAAAGGUUCCAGUCACCAGAAAAAGCAGUUCACGCAUUCAAAAAUGCCGCCUGGGAUCUGCCAGCAAACGAGUGGAAUAAGUGCUUGGAAAAUUGGUUCGAGCGCAUGCAGAUGUGUAUUAAUCUUCAGCUUGCUCCAGUUCUUUCCCGUCUCUUCCAGAUUUCUUACGAAUCUGGAACCUUACCACAAAAAUGGAAAUUUGCUCAUGUCCAACCCAUCCCAAAAAAAGGAUCUAAGACUGAUCCCUACAAUUACAGGCCUGUAUACCUCGAACGUCACGACUUGAUUAGCGACAGGCAGUAUGAUUUCCGGCACCAGCGAUCCACAGGGGACCACCUAGGCAAACUUCCAGAGGAAUUUUGCAGAUGGGUGGCUGACUUUUUCUCUGACCGCAAGAUAUGUGUCGUAAUUGAUGGGUUCUCCUCUUCAUCCCACACCGGAUCCGUUUUGGCUCCGACACCCUUUUCUGAUGACAGCACUCUACAUGAAGAAAUUCAGAGCGACAAGCCGAUCUCUGCCGCGACUUCCUCUCUGACGAGAGACCUGGAGUUUAAUGCUUCAAAAACACAUUUCUGUACCUUGACGAACAAAGAGAGUCCGCCGCGCGAUGUGCCUACCAGACAUACCCGCCUGAUUUCGGCCUCCCAUCCUAACCGUGUCGAACUUUGUGCAUCCAGAACUGGCCGAUACGCCCGCUCCUUUGUCCUGAGGGAAUAUUUUCGCAAUUCUACUAACCUUAGGCAGUUCAAAAAGCGGAUUAGCAAAAUUAUCCAAAUAAUUGUUAAUGAUUUCUUUAUCUGCGGAUUGUUAAAGCGCAAGAUAUCAGAGGUUGAAUAA